UUCAAGCCGAUAAAAACUAAUGCAACAAACUACAAUGUGAAAUGCUUCUUUAACGAUAAGAAUGAAGUAGAGAACGCAAAUGAGCAAGAUGAGAGAAAUAAAAAAUGUCCUUGGUUGCUAAAUGCCGCUGUGAGAAAAUCAUCAAAUGGGCAAUUUGUAAUAUGUAGAUAUUGCGGACUUCAUACAUGUUGCAACCCGUCGGUGGAUAUCGAUGAUUAUUCUGCAUCUUCUUCUUAUAUAUGUAAGCUAAUUAUGCCUGAAGUUAGAGCUGAACUUGAUCUGAAUGCAGGUCAGAUAUUUCAGAGGGUAUAUGACAUGCGGGGGAUUAAGAUAUCUAAAUAUAAGGCAUAUGAUGCAAGGAGAAAAGCGUUGUCUAAAAUUUUUGGAGAUUGGGAAAAAUCAUAUGAAUUACUUCCACAGUAUCUUGAAGCUAUCAAACGAAAUAAUCCGGGUACUGAAUACGAAAUAUUAUCCGAAGAGAUUGCACCGGGUAUGGAGAGGUUCACUCGCGUGUUUUGGGCAUUUGGUCCUGCUAUUAAGGGCUUCACUUUUUGUCGUCCGCUAUUGAGCAUUGAUGGUACACAUUUAUAUGGAAAGUAUAAAGGUGUGCUUCUUGUAGCGACCGGUGUAGAUGCAAAUGGCGGGUUAUUUCCUCUAGCAUUUGCAGUCGUGGAGGUGGAGGAUACGUCUAGUUGGAAGUGGUUUUUUGAACUUAUAUACAAGUGGAUUCCAAGUGUCCGUGCGCCAAGAAUAAUUACCUUUAUUUCGGAUAGGAUGAAAGGAAUUAUAAGGGCGUUACAUGAGGGUUUUAGUGCACCACAUCACCAUCGAUAUUGUUUAAGGCAUAUAAGAGAUAAUUUCAAGAAAAAACACGGUGAGAUUAAUUUGCAAAAUCUUUUGUGGCAAGCCGGGUGUGCGACCGACACAUUAGUGUAUGAACAUUGCAGGGAGAAAAUCAAGUCUUUGUCAUUAGAUGCACAUAAUUGGAUUGAAAAUAACUUGAAGCCUCAAUUCGAGCAUCGGUGGGCAUUAUGUAAGGAUGAGGGUGUGCGGUUUUGCAUGAUGACGACUAAUUGCUCCGAGAGCUUUAACGGCGUUCUUAAAGGAGCACGAGCUAUGCCAAUACAAUCUUUGGUUGCGAGAACAUUCUAUAGACUAAACGCAUACUUCAACAAAAGGCGUGGUGAUGGCAUAGACUGGACAACACGUUACACACCAAAAAAUGAGUCCAUUUUGCAUAGAAGAAUUGAGGCAGCAAGAUCAUGUCAAAUUACUGUAUUCAACGACAACGAAUGGCAGGUACAAGAUUGUGACGGUAUCUACACCGUUAAACUAUUUGAUGUUGAUUGCACUUGCACAUGUAACAUACCACAACUCCAAAAAAUACCCUGUGCACAUGUGCUUGCGGCUUCUUCUAAUCAGCCGGGAGGUGCUAGAAUUCCCAGAAAUCGGUAUUGCUCGCCUUGGUAUUCAACAGCUCACUAUCAAAAGACAUAUAGUGAGAGUUUUCAUCCACCUGAUGAUAGUCGGUAUUGGCCUGAAUAUAAUGGACCACAUAUAGUUCCACCUCAGUACCGGAGACAAGCAGGUCGACCACGAUCUGUGCGAAUUAGGGGAACCAUGGAUCAAGGGCGAGAAGGAGUGGUCAAGCACAAAAAAUGUAGUCUUUGCAAACAACCGGGACAUACUCGACCUCGUUGUCCAUCUAGACACAAUAGAUAGCAACUAAUUGGUAAUUUAUAUCAUUUUUUUAUUUUUAUAUACUUUAAUAAAGAAACUGAAUUACUAUAUGAUUGAUUAUUAACAUGUGUAUAAUUAUAUGUGCAGGUUUGUACACCAUGGAUCCUGGGCCGGUUAGUGAUGAGGUCUUAUAUGACCAGGCUCAGCAUCGUUCACAUAUUAUAUCCUGUACAGAGAGAGGUCCGAGUAUCGUUAUGGUUGAUCA
Molecule: messenger RNA, 1945 nt
Organism: Asparagus officinalis (garden asparagus)
Lineage: Eukaryota; Viridiplantae; Streptophyta; Magnoliopsida; Asparagales; Asparagaceae
Exons: 2
Coding region: 253-1722 (489 amino acids)
Molecular function (GO): zinc ion binding
Source: RefSeq, a predicted model, not a curated record